Molecule: messenger RNA, 986 nt
Organism: Papaver somniferum (opium poppy)
Lineage: Eukaryota; Viridiplantae; Streptophyta; Magnoliopsida; Ranunculales; Papaveraceae
Exons: 4
Coding region: 105-518 (137 amino acids)
Source: RefSeq, a predicted model, not a curated record
ACCAUCGUUACCAUCACCCCCACCGCUAUUCAUCACCAGCAUCCAUCACCCCUCCACCACCAGCAACACCAGGAUAAAUUAUGAUCAUUUGAUGAUUUUGGGUCAUGUAUUUACAUAAAUUAUGUGAGAUGAAUAUUAUCAGUAUACAAAAUCUGGAUAAUGAUAUUACCAGUGAAUCAAAUCAGUAUACAAAAUUUAUUUGGAUGGAUCAAACUAAAAUUAUGUUCCGCACACAAAAAAGGGUUCCAAUCAUCUCCAUUGUCAAAGAAUACGAAUGUGAUUCGGUUCUUUAUCAAUUUCAGGAAGAAGUUGGGCGAGUUAUUGGUCGCUUUUUGACAUAUGGAAAUGAAUACCACUGCAGGCUAUAUGGAAAUUGUGCCCUCAACACUGAGCUCCUACGUAGACAACUUUUGAAGAUGAGAAUGAGCUUGAAAAUAACGGACAAGCGGACGUGCCUGAUGAGAAUCGCCAAGAGGACACAACUAUGCAGGGAGCAUUAUGAAAUAGUACGGGGCUAGUCGAUGUCCGCAGCUAAGAGAAACAGCUACAGAAGAUGUCCAAAGGUGAUGUGCAGUCUUAAAGGAGGACAAAUUUGCAGCCAAUUAAGCCACUAAUGGGGAAACUUCAGAGGAAAUGUUAACUGAGAGGAAGAAAAAGGAGAAGCGCAAGUCACAAGAAGACGAGGAUGAAUCAGAGCAGGACGAAGGUAUUGAAACUGCCCUUGAAGCAAAGAAUAGAACACAAAUCUUUUUAGUAUUCUGUUUUAUAAAGAAAGAUUGCUGGAAAAAUCUGAUGAGCACUUGAAUAGAACACAAAUAGAAAAUAAAUGUGUAAGUGAAUGAUGAAGAAUUGUUGUACGGAUAUAUAUAGAGAGUGUGUUGAUUGAAUAGUCGCAAUCACUCGCCAAACAUUACAAUUUUUGGGUGGUCACACCCCUUACUGGAGAGUCGUGUGACUCCUCCAAAGAGAUACCAGUCAGUUGAAAA